Messenger RNA from Lactuca saligna, 927 nucleotides. NCBI's taxonomy places the organism in Eukaryota, Viridiplantae, Streptophyta, Magnoliopsida, Asterales, Asteraceae. The record is from the annotation of a GenBank genome assembly.
AUGAAGGAAGAUGAGAUGAUCAUAGAAGUGAAGAAUAAAGAAAGGUCAGAGAUAGUUAGAGACAGCGAGGGAGGGCGGCAUACGACAAUGACAAACUUCAUCAUCUUCUUCCACUGCCUAGCGGUCCAGGAGAUUCAUGAUAAGAUUAUUCGUUUUGAAGAGUUUGAAUUACAAAUGGGGAAAGAACGGCAACAACUCCAACAAAUGCAGAAUCUUCUGUGGAUUCAGAAGCUUAAGAUUGGGAAGGCCGGUAUCACAGAGGGGAUCGUUAAUGGAAUCCAUGAGAGGUGGAGAAGGAUUGAGCUCGUAAAGAUUAUCUAUAAUGGUGUUCAAACAAGAACAACAACUAAGCCAGAGCCACCUUUGAUUCAAGGGUGGGUUCAAGAACCAGGGUUCGAUUUCAACUACCUGGUGAGAAACAGCUCAUGGAAGAAUCCGAUUAGUUUUUUGCAAGGAUUGGGUCUAAGGAAACCCUUCAGGCUUCUCCCCUUUGGAUUUCAACCAAAGUUAACGAAUGAUGAGAUGACAAUUCUUAGAAGACUUGGAAGGCCUUUACCAUGUCUUUUUUCUUUAGGUAGAAAUAGGAAACAUCACAGAUUGGCUACAGCUAUUCUAAAGCUUUGGGAUAAAUGUGAGAUUGCAAAGAUUGCUGCUAAGAAAGGAGUACAGAAUACUAAUAGUGAGUUAAUGGCUAAAGAAUUGGACUAUACAAAUCCUAUGCUUCCUGUUGCAUCUUCAGCAACAGAUGCUACUGGUCAAUUUAGUUUAGGUUUAGAUGGAAAGAAGAUUGAAUAUGAGGGUAAUGUUCUUCUUGCUUCUAUUGAAAACAUGCAGGUAUUUUCUACUUUUGGGCUUGUUUUAAAGAUAGAAAUGUUUGACAAAGAUGGUGGAGUUCAAGCUCUAAUUCAAUACCCUAGUGAGAGUUAA